Molecule: messenger RNA, 1468 nt
Organism: Funneliformis geosporum
Lineage: Eukaryota; Fungi; Glomeromycota; Glomeromycetes; Glomerales; Glomeraceae
Source: the annotation of a GenBank genome assembly
AUGUCUUCUGAACCUUCUUGCAAAAACGGUAUUCUGAAUAGAUUUUAUAUAGCAAUUAGUCGAGAUGGAAAAUAUUCUGCAACGUUCGAUGCAGCAACCCGUCACGUUAAAAUUUUAAAAACUAUCGAUUAUAAUCGAGAACAAAAUAAUAUCAUUGCUCACUUUAAAAUAAAGGAUGAUGAUUUAUCUAUCCAAGAAUUUUACGAUAAUCCUCCGCCAUCCCAAAAUCUGAAUGUUAUCGUCAAAGAUAGAUGGUCGAUCGACAUAUCCAAUGACGGAAAUUUUAUAUUCAUAGCAGCUUCUCGAAUACUUGACCAAAAUAUGGAAAUAGAGAAUGAGAUUAGCACAAUGGUUGCAAAAAAUUUUGAGAGUAAUAAAGAAUGUUGUAUAAAUUUUAGUUCGGAAAAUGCAACAGAUUUUAAAACCGUUAUUUGUUGUCUUAAAUUAAAUGAAGACGACGUUAAUAAAGUUGACUUUAUUAAAUAUAAUUAUAAUAGAUUAUCAGGAAUUUGUAGAUUUGCGGAAGAGGCAAAGAAAGAGACUAAGAAAGAGGUUAAAAGCUUUACUAAUAGACUAUCAAGAAUUUGUAGCUUGGAAGAAGAUGUUAACUCAGAUUUAGAAAAAUUUAUUUUAUUGAAUUAUAAUGGUAUAUAUAGCUUUAAAUAUAAUUUGAAACAUACAACUUUUAGCGAAGUAGAGAAAUUUAAUUAUCCAGAUGAGUUUAAGGAGCAAUUAGAAAAUUUAAAAAAAAAUAUACAGGAUCGCACAAGUCUACUCUUGUCACAUAUUUAUAAAAAAUAUUUUAUUAUUAAAGACAACAAAAAUAGCAGCAAAAAUUUUCAAGACAACUCAAGAUUACAAGAUAACAGCAAAAAAGUUCUUGAAGGAAAAAUGAGAUUGGAAACUAGUAUAAAGAUUGGUGAUGACGACACAAACCUUGACGACAUAGUUUACUCGAUCGAUAAACAAGAAUUACAAUUUUGUAUUGCUACAGGAUCUCAAUCCAUUGGGAUAUUCCUUAUGGAACAUGGAUCGAGAAUCGCAUCCAAAUCAUUUGAAAAAUUCAAUAUACGUAAAAUCCAUUUAAUUGAAUUCAUCAACAACGAUGAGAAAUUAAUUUUGAUUGUCAGUGAUUCUAUAAAUGAUCUAAAGAUUAUUAUCUGGGAUAUAUAUGAUACUGACAAAGUUGAAAUGAUACCUCUUACGGCACAAAAUGCACAAAAUUCUAGUACUUGCUUUGCAAGUUCCUCUGGAAAUAUUUUACAUAUUAAUAAUGAAGGGAAAGUUAUAUCAAUUAGUAAGAUGGUUGCAGACAAAAGUAUUGAAAAAAAUAUAGAAAAUUUAGAUUUGGAAGAAUUUAUUAUAAAAUUAGAAAAACAAAAUCAUACUAUAUACUUUCAUGAAAAGGAAAAGGAACAUGAUGAAUUCGAGCCGGCGGUUAGUGUACCAGAACCAUGGAUAACAAAAA